CUCUCCAGAAAAGUCUUGUAAAUAUUUCUAGAACCUCCGUAUUAUAUUUGCUGUCCCUUCAUCUUUUCUCUUUCAUUUCCUACUACUAGCUCCCAUUAAUAUUUGUAAUUCCAUUAUUCUGUAGUAGAUUCACGUCCAAGUUUAAUGAAGAGAGAAAACUGAAAAGGCAGAAAAUUCCAGAGCCUUAGAUUUAACCAAAGAUAGUUAUGGUCGUGUUGUUCUUGGUGAAGAUUGGCAAAGUAGGAGCCAAUGGAAGAAACUAAGAUCAUAAUCAAUCGCCCCAAAAACAACCUUGUUCAUUCUAUGGUUUUUCUCUUCGGUUUCUAUGUUUGGGAUUGGGAAUUCCUCACUGCCCUUUUGCUUUUCAGUUAUUGCUCCUUCUAAUUUUCUCUAGCUAGGAUCUUCUCAUUUAAUUUCUUUUUCAUUUUCAACUAACUCAUAAUUAGCCCAAAUCUUCAAAAGAGUUUUGUGUAAGUUCAUAGACGUUUAGAGAAACAGAGGAAUACAGGGGGAAAACAAGGAAUGUCGCAGAGGACAGUUCCGGCGCCGUUUCUGACGAAGACGUACCAAUUGGUAGAUGAUGCGACCACCGACGACGUCGUAUCUUGGAACGAGAGCGGCACUACUUUUGUGGUAUGGAAAACUGCUGAAUUUGCAAAGGAUUUGCUACCCACUUACUUUAAGCACAACAAUUUCUCCAGCUUCGUUCGUCAGCUUAACACCUAUGGCUUCCGAAAGAUUGUGCCAGACAAAUGGGAAUUCGCCAACGAAAACUUCAAAAGAGGACAGAAGGAGCUCCUCACAGCAAUACGCCGUCGGAAAACUGUGACAUCGACCCCAGCUGGUGGAAAGUCCGUGGCACCUGGCACUUCAGCAUCUCCGGACAAUUCGGGGGAAGACUUAGGUUCAAGUUCAACCUCAUUCCCGGACUCUAAGAACCCGGGGUCUGUUGAUACCCCGGGAAAGUCCCAAUUCGCAGACUUGUCGGACGAAAACGAGAAGUUAAAGAAAGACAACCAGAUGCUGAGCUCUGAGCUCGCGCAGGCCAAAAAACAAUGCGACGAGCUAGUGGCUUUCUUGAAUCAGUAUGUGAAGGUUGCACCUGACAUGAUCAGCCGUAUCAUGAGCCAAGGAACCUCAGGGUCCAGCCAUGGGGAGUUGGUCAAGGAGGUAAUUGGUGUUGUUGAAGAUUUAGAAGCACAAGGUAGUGAUGAUGAUCAAUAUGAUGACGAAAAGGGUGAUACUCUGAAACUAUUUGGUGUGCUAUUGAAAGAGAACAAGAAAAAAAGGGGUCCAGACGAUAAUGCUGAUAUUUCUGGGUCCCGUGGGAAAAUGGUGAAAACUGUGGACUACAAUUUGCCUUGGAUGAAAAUGUCUUCGGCCCCUGGAGAGAGUAACAAGGUGUGUAACUGAAAUUGUGAUCCAAAUAUUAAGGGAAGCUGGAGAAUGGACUUCUGCGGAUUAGCUUCAUCCUUUUGUUUUAGUGCCUGUUAGUUUACGAGUUCAGUGAUAUUACGAAAUAACGGAGUAUUUAGUAUGAGCAGUAUUGGGGUUAGAUUA
Messenger RNA from Nicotiana attenuata, 1560 nucleotides. RefSeq names its product heat shock factor protein HSF24. The coding region runs from base 523 to 1413 and encodes 296 amino acids. Gene Ontology annotation, molecular function: RNA polymerase II cis-regulatory region sequence-specific DNA binding; DNA-binding transcription factor activity. Gene Ontology annotation, biological process: regulation of transcription by RNA polymerase II. NCBI's taxonomy places the organism in Eukaryota, Viridiplantae, Streptophyta, Magnoliopsida, Solanales, Solanaceae. The transcript is spliced from 2 exons. Gene Ontology annotation, cellular component: nucleus. The record is from RefSeq and is a predicted model, not a curated record.